Messenger RNA from Aspergillus mulundensis, 1179 nucleotides. Its product is annotated as putative cyclin. The coding region runs from base 1 to 1179 and encodes 392 amino acids. NCBI's taxonomy places the organism in Eukaryota, Fungi, Ascomycota, Eurotiomycetes, Eurotiales, Aspergillaceae. Gene Ontology annotation, biological process: regulation of transcription by RNA polymerase II; positive regulation of DNA-templated transcription, elongation. The record is from RefSeq and is a predicted model, not a curated record. Gene Ontology annotation, molecular function: cyclin-dependent protein serine/threonine kinase activator activity. The transcript is spliced from 5 exons. Gene Ontology annotation, cellular component: nucleus; cyclin/CDK positive transcription elongation factor complex.
AUGGCCCCCGAACAGAAGCAGGACUCGAAAAACGCGUCCGGCUCCGACGUGGCCGUGCCCGAUCCCCCGCCAAUCCACCCGUCUUUCAUCCAGGUCGCCAAGCCGUACAUCUUCGAGCAAACGAUCCAGCAAUGCAUGGCGGCGAUGGGUGUCAAUCCUCUGCGUGAGGAGUCGCUGCGCUUGCAGGGCGUGACUUGGAUUGAUAGUGUCCGUAGGGCGCUGAAUCUGCCAAUUCGGACAUUCAACACCGCGGUAGUGUACUAUCACAAGUUUCGGUUGAUUCACCACGAUGCGGACUACAAUAAUAUGGACGCUGCCGCUGCCGCCCUGUUCAUGGCCUGCAAGAUCGAGGACACGCUCAAAAAGUCGCGUGAGAUUCUUUGCGCCGCGUAUAACCUCAAACAACCACAGUCGGAACAAAUUUCUUCUGACAACCAAGUACUCGACGAAGCCGCGCGAGGCAUCAUCGGCCUAGAACGACUCAUGCUCGAGAGCUCCGGCUUCGAUUUCCGAACGCGCCAUCCGCAGAAAACCCUCAUAAAGCUCGCCGGACAGUACGGCCUUUCGCCGCAGUCGGAGGUAUCGAACGUUGCCUACCGCAUCUCGCAAGAUCUCUACCGCACCUUUGCGCCGCUUAAACAGACUACAUCCACAAUGGCAUUUGCCUGUCUCGAGCUAGCGGGACGCCUACUGGAGCAGAGGAUAGAGGAGGUUGAGCUUGGGACAGACUAUGCGAGGUGGAGAACAAGCCGGGAGGAGGUUAUGGAAACCCUUCUCGAUCUACUCGAACUAUAUACACACAACCGCGGCUCUACAUCGGUCGGGCCUCACUUCCCCGCAGACCGCUUCCUUACCGUGCGCAUUCCUCUGAACAAAGAAGCGGAAGAGCAGAGGCUCCCGCGUUACACCAAUCCAGCCGACGAAGGAAAACCUAUGAGAGACUCCCGCAGAGGGCCAGCAACCAAUGGCUCGAAGAGCGAGAAAGACGCUCCAGCUACCGAUCCCCUCUAUCACCCGCUUAUUCCGGCCACUGCCAUUGGAGAACGCCCCAAGGCUGGGGAGAAAGGCCGAGACGCGGCAGUGCGGUUUAUUGUCGACUCUGAGUAUGCAGCCGCUGAAAAGGCUCGCGUCGCUCAGUACUUCAAAGUUGAGAUGGAAGAAUACGAGGUGGAGGAGUGA